Polychytrium aggregatum is the source of this 2085-nucleotide messenger RNA. RefSeq lists its product as uncharacterized. The record is from RefSeq and is a predicted model, not a curated record. The transcript has a single exon. Bases 1 to 2085 code for a protein of 694 amino acids. Lineage: Eukaryota; Fungi; Chytridiomycota; Chytridiomycetes; Polychytriales.
AUGAACAAUAACGACGACCUCGAGAGCCAGCACUCAAUGGAAAGCAAUCGGAGUGUGGACAUGACUUCCACUGUCCCGCUUGGCACCCCGAUUCUCAGCGCCCCAUUCGAAGAGCGUCCAAGAACCCUCUCGAAUGGGAGAUCACAGCAGCGAUUCAGCCUGAGCCAUGCCUCCGACGUGGGCCCAAAGAAACCGGGCAUGGAGCUCUGUUCGCCACCCCCAGACCGGGUCUGGAACGACAAGGCCAAGCCCCUGCUCAAGUCCGAGAACCGAGGCAGCACCAGCUCGAUGCCCGCUGGGAAGCGAGCACACCGAGCCUCGACACCGGAAAACCUCUACCGCGAGCAUCCCAUCGCUAUUUUGAUCAAGAGGACAAAGGCCAGUAUCAUGGACUCGGCGGUCUUCAAGAAAACGAUCCUGUUUCUAUCGGACGAAGUGACUCGCGUGAUAUUUUGGCUGGCCAUCGCCGUGGUCGCCCAUGCCUUGGUUACUGGUGUGUUCAUUGUCGCCCUGUACACCGUCAUGCCCGGCAUCUGGGUCUACAACUUUCUCCAGCUGUUUGUGAUUGCCUGUGCCCUGCUCGCCCACCACGCCGGUACCCGCAUCUCGGACAUUGUUCGCCUGUCGAUCACUGCAAGUGAACUUGUCCGCGGCAAAAUCACGCUCGCCGAAACGGCCGACUUUUGGGUCAAGGGAAAGAAGAGCCCUGGCUACAGCAUCAUCCAGAUCAGCAACUUUAUCGAGGUUGUCUCGGAGCUGAUCCUGAUUGGAUGCAGUAUCUCGUUCGUGUGGGACGCCACCGAGACCUUCCUGCUCCAGGGAACAUGCAAUCCGCCAAACUAUGUCGGCUCGGUCCUGUCGCCCAACAUUGCCAUCCAGCAGUUCAUCCAGGGCGACGCCGACUUUGCGACCGUGUACAACUACGGACUGCCGCUGUCGGACGGAAUGAUCGGCGCCUGGGCCGGCUGGCCGAUGAACAACCCAAUGAACGCAUUCAUGAUCGAAGGCGAGGGACCAGUCUACAUCAUCCAGGCCCAGUGCAACAACGGCAUUGUCCAGCCAUCGGUCGACACCCAAGGCGCCUCCAUGAUCUCGAGCACCGUUCUCUCGUCAGACAGCCGCGGGUUCAUGCUCGAGAUGCUCAUCACGAUGCCGCCAGGCAGCGUCUUUGACGACAUUGCCCAGACCGUCGUCAACUCGACCUACCAACAAGAAUGCUCCGUCUUUGUCCAGGUUGGGGUUGGGGCGAUCCAGUACAGCUUUGUGUCGGACCAGUGGUCGAUGGUGACGGGCGGCCGGCUGGUGGCAGUAUCGAAUCCCUCGGGCUCGUUCUCGGUGGCCUAUCCGACAUCGAUUUCGACCUUUUCGCAGACAGCCCAGUUGGCCUUCCGCGAGACCACCGACACCUAUGGAGUUCUGCCGCUGAUCCAGCAGAGCGUGCUCCAGUCCAUCCUCAACGCCAGCUACUACCCAUCCCAAGGCGCCACCUUCUGCAACUACCUCUCGUGGGCAACCUAUCCCGACGGAUACUACCACACCGAGGCCAUGUAUCGGGGCGUGACAGCUGGGAUCGGGUCGUCGGCGCACUAUGCCAUCAUGCAGUACAAUCCGUCGCUGACGGUCGACUGUAACUACUACGGGUUUGCCGGAGCCGGAAUGCUCUCGAUUCCACCGCUCCCGAUCAUCAUCGCAGCGAUCGGCUCGGCAACAGCGAUCUUGAGCAAGAUUGCCGAGAUCAUCUACUGGGCGACGAUGCGGGCGACCAAGAAGACGCCUGGAUUCAUUGAGGCUCGCCGAGCGCUCCAGCACCCGAUGCGCUUUGCUCUCGAUACCGCUCACACGCUCUCCAAAAUCCAAAGCAGCGGCUCGGACGACUACUGCAACGCCACGACGCGCCGAUCGAUUCGGGCGAUCGGGAAGAGGGCUCUACGGUAUGGCGAGGACAUCAAUACGUGCGAGAACGAGGUCGGGCACCUCCAGAUCGGUGAGGCCGGGUUCAUCUCGAUGGUCAAGGAGGAGAAGAUGUACGGCAGCUUCACGCCAACGCAGCAUGUCGAGUGGGACAACUUUACGCAAAACAACUGA